This is a messenger RNA of Pleurotus ostreatus (oyster mushroom), 918 nucleotides long. RefSeq lists its product as uncharacterized. The transcript is spliced from 6 exons. The record is from RefSeq and is a predicted model, not a curated record. The coding region runs from base 1 to 918 and encodes 305 amino acids. NCBI's taxonomy places the organism in Eukaryota, Fungi, Basidiomycota, Agaricomycetes, Agaricales, Pleurotaceae.
AUGACGAUGACGCAGACGAUGACGAAGCUGGUGAUGUUGCUCAUCCUCGGCACACUCGUCUCCGCAUUCGAUCUCUCCCAGCUCGCAGCAAACACGAACUGCAUCGGGCCCACGCUGAUCGCAAACACGUCCAUCGUCGUCCCGGGCAACAAGUGCGUCGUCCUCUCGACCCUCCAGUGCGCCUCCUUCGCGCCCUCCUCCCACUUGACCGCCACCGCCAACGCGAAGGCCGUGCCCGCCCCGAUCAUCCGGCAGAGCGUGUGGCACGCGCCCCCCAUCUGCGGCCUCUGCAACGCCUGCUUCCCCCCCUUCCCCUUCCCCCCCAAGCCCAAGCCCACCACCACAAAAAAGACGACGACGUCCACCUCCCAUAGCACAUCACACUCGACCUCCACCACACACACCUCCACACAUACUUCCACGUCAACACACACCACCACCCACACCACCACCAAGUCCACCACUACUACCAAGUCCACUACAGCCGCCCCGUCCCCGACCCCCACAGGGCCCGUGCAUGUAUGCGGCGCCCCGUGCACCACAUCGUGCAACAGCGACGCAGGCAUCCUCCCCCCGCGCGACGAGGACUGCGACACCAUCGACAUCGCUAUCCAGAUCUUCGCCGCCCAGCAGCCCGCCUCCUUCGUCGUCGCCCCCCAGCACGUCGAGACCCUCACCUUCGGCUCCUGCGCCUACUUCUUCGUCAACUUCAACGCCCCACCCGCCGCCCUCACUAACACGGGAUCAAGCGCAGACGUCGAGGCGUGCUGGUCCGACUUUACCCGCACAUCCCCCGCCAUCCGCGCCGCGUGCUUCCCCCCCGCGCAGCCCUUCUCCUCCGAAGGCCUCUGUCUCUCCCUCCCCGGUUCUGGUGGCGGAGGUGCGGGGUCGUGGGGCAUCGGCGCGGCGCAUUCGUGA